This is a messenger RNA of Syngnathus typhle (broad-nosed pipefish), 741 nucleotides long. It is a transcript of the gene sod1, whose product is annotated as superoxide dismutase 1, soluble. Gene Ontology annotation, molecular function: copper ion binding; superoxide dismutase activity. The record is from RefSeq and is a predicted model, not a curated record. Gene Ontology annotation, cellular component: mitochondrion; peroxisome; cytosol. The coding region runs from base 90 to 554 and encodes 154 amino acids. Lineage: Eukaryota; Metazoa; Chordata; Actinopteri; Syngnathiformes; Syngnathidae. The transcript is spliced from 5 exons. Gene Ontology annotation, biological process: removal of superoxide radicals.
AAUGAUUGGUUGUCUCAGAGUCACGAGUGUCUGUCAAGUCGACGCUACGAUUCCUGCUUUUCUCUAUACUUCAAACUACUGCGAACAAAAUGGUGCAAAAAGCUGUUUGUGUGCUGAAAGGAGCCGGUGAAACCUCCGGCACGGUGCUUUUCGAACAGGAGAGUGAUUCCAGCCCAGUGAAACUGACGGGAGAAAUCGUAGGCCUCACGCCAGGCGAGCAUGGCUUCCACGUCCACACCUUUGGAGACAACACCAAUGGGUGUAUUAGUGCUGGCCCUCAUUUUAAUCCACUGAAGACCAAUCACGGUGGUCCCAACGAUGCAGAAAGGCAUGUCGGCGACUUGGGCAAUGUGACUGCGGAUGCCAAUAGAGUGGCUAAAAUCAACAUCACAGACAGCGUCAUCUCCCUCACCGGCCCUAACUCGAUUAUUGGCAGAACCAUGGUGAUCCACGAGAAGAAAGACGACUUGGGCAAAGGCGGCAAUGAAGAGAGCCUUAAAACGGGCAAUGCUGGCGGACGUCUGGCUUGCGGCGUCAUCGGCAUCGCCCAGUAAAAGAAGCACUACGGAAAAUAUGGAAGCUUCAAGCACUUAAAGACCACAUUGGCUAAUCUGUGUAAUUAUUAUUUUUUUGACCACGUAAUGAGCCAGCAUUUAUGCUAUUUUUGUCUGCUUGGACCCCAUAUAUACCCAAAUAUGUUUGUAAACUGACAACAAAGAUUAAAUAAAGACUUUGUCUAUA